This is a messenger RNA of Symbiodinium sp. CCMP2592, 1086 nucleotides long. The record is from the annotation of a GenBank genome assembly. Lineage: Eukaryota; Dinophyceae; Suessiales; Symbiodiniaceae.
AUGCUCACUUUUGUUGAGAGCAUCGUGGCCCAUGGCUUGCAGCCGGGAGGUGGCGCCAACCACAGCAGUGGACGGAGAAGCGCGGCUUCAGGCGAGGAGAAGCACUGCGCCCGGACUGGGCUAACAGAUCUCACCGAGGCAGCAGCAGCGCUCGAAGAUCCCGAUGCCUCCAUUGAGGAGCUGCUCGGCCGCGCCACGGCGAUUAUGGAUAAAGCUGGUGGGCCAAAAUUGAAGGCUGCGCCGAGUGGCUCCAGGAAUGCCUCCCUUGCUCGGGAGAAGGUUGCCGAGGAGUUUAAGACCAUCCUCCAUGGCGCGGAUCGUUUGAUCGCCCACGCGGAUGGCUUCAUCCAGCAGCCCGCGGCUGAAGCCGGGGUUACCAGUGUGGUGGCUUUGAUAGAAGCUUUCAUGGACAGGGCCGGCCGUGGGGCGAAGGAUGAGCCCAUGUCCUGCUGCACCGGCGGCGGCGGGGUUCUCGAGAAGUUCCGGGCGGCCGGCUACGUGGCGCCUCCGGCAACAGUCAUCGCUCCCCCUUCAGCGGAAGCUGACGCCUCGCCAGAGCAAGGCGCUGACGGCUCUUAUCCUUGUGAGAAGUGCGAGCUGUCGUUUACGACGCCGGUGCAGUGGUACCUGCAUCGCGCGGCUGUUCACGGAGCGCGCUUGCCGCCGUCAGCCUUCCCGGCGGCGGCCACAUCUACGGAUGAGUUCCGCCAGGACUAUCGGGGCGCAGUGUUCCGGCUGUCGCGCGAGGGCUUCUACUACGAGCUCACCGCGGCAGCCGCCAAGAAGCUGGAAACAGUGAUCCCAGCCGAUGGUAGGAUCGCCCUCCUGCAGAAAGGGGACAGCCUUAUGCUCAAGGAUGGGACGAAGCUCCUUUACGAUGAGGCGGCUGGGAGCAGCGCCUCUACCCGCAAUGUGCGCAUGCGGGUUGCGCGCGAUGAGCAGGACCGGGUGCGGGAGGAUCGGGAGCGCUGGGAACGCGUUUCCAGAUGUUUCCAGAGGGACCUGCGGCAGAUCACUUUGCGCGGUCAUGGCGACCGCGCCCCUUCUCUCAGCCAGCCGGCACCUGUGGCUCGCAUCACAGCGUGA